UUGUUUCCAGUGCGCGCGAGUCAUUUGAAACAGUAACACCACGCUGUUUGUCACAAGGGAUAUUCAAUCAUAAAGCACUAUCUAAUCAACGAUCGUUACUUAAGUAAUCAGUUGGCCGCUGACCGCAGAGAGCGCUGGGCGCCCCUACAACCGCUUCAUACGAAUUACUAACUACGCGAACAGCGAACGCGCGCACAUGGCGAAUUACGAAAUUGUUGACUUCAACUCUUUGAGUGAAACUGUUCAAAAUCUGUUAAAAAGAGCAACUGAAGUAAGAGAGAGAGCAUAUUGUCCGUAUUCGAACUUCAAAGUCGGAUGUGCCUUACUGACUGAAGACGGAAAUAAAGUGUAUACAGGAUGUAACAUAGAGAACUCGACGUUGUCGCCGACGCUGUGUGCUGAGAGGACGGCCAUCGGGAAGUCAGUCUGUGACGGAUAUGUCAAGUUUAAGAUAGUGGCGGUGGUGGCCCACCAAGAGAACUUCACAGCUCCGUGCGGAGUAUGCAGGCAGACGCUCAGCGAGUUCCGCGGCUCCGACGGAGAUAUGGAGGUAUACCUCGGCAAGCCCUCCCACGACAAAGUUCUCCGCACCAAACUAUCCAACAUCUUACCGUUGGCAUACGUCAGCUACAAGAAAGAUAGCAUAUUAUCAUAAUAAAACUCACACAGCCUCAACUAAUAACAAUAAAUUUGUAAUAAUGACCAAAUAAUUUAUACGAAAUUAAACAUUCAAAAAGC
Molecule: messenger RNA, 738 nt
Organism: Spodoptera frugiperda (fall armyworm)
Lineage: Eukaryota; Metazoa; Arthropoda; Insecta; Lepidoptera; Noctuidae
Product: cytidine deaminase-like
Exons: 2
Coding region: 197-655 (152 amino acids)
Cellular component (GO): cytosol
Molecular function (GO): zinc ion binding; cytidine deaminase activity
Source: RefSeq, a predicted model, not a curated record